Zea mays is the source of this 1392-nucleotide messenger RNA. Its product is annotated as NAC family member. Lineage: Eukaryota; Viridiplantae; Streptophyta; Magnoliopsida; Poales; Poaceae. Bases 93 to 1208 code for a protein of 371 amino acids. Gene Ontology annotation, biological process: regulation of DNA-templated transcription. Gene Ontology annotation, molecular function: DNA binding. The record is from RefSeq and is marked provisional. The transcript has 3 exons.
CUUGUUCCCACAAGCUAGCUAGCAGCAGCAGCAGCAGUACCGUAGUUCUUGGCAUCAUCAUCAUCAAUUAUUGAAGAUAUUAUCGAUCGGCCAUGGUGGAGCCUAGUGUGAAAUCUUCAGAGCAUGGUGGAGGAGGAAUCGACCUGCUGUUCCUGCCUCCUGGCUUCAGGUUCCAUCCCACCGACGAGGAGGUCAUCACCAGCUACCUCCUGCAGAAGCUCCUCAACCCUAGCUUCGCGCCGCACGCCAUCGGGGAGGUGGACCUCAACAAGUGCGAACCAUGGGAUCUCCCAAGCAAGGCGAAGAUGGGGGAGGAGGAUUCCAAGGAGUGGUACUUCUUCUGCCGCAAGGGCAUGAAAUACCCGACGGGCACGCGGGCGAACCGCGCCACCAAGGAGGGAUACUGGAAGGCCACGGGCAAGGACAGGGAGAUCUUCUUCAAGCCAGCAGCUGGGCACGACGACGUCGACCGCCGUGAGCAGCUGGUGGGGAUGAAGAAGACGCUGGUGUUCUACACGGGCAGGGCUCCAAGGGGCACCAAGACCAACUGGGUGAUGCACGAGUUCCGCCUCAUCGAGGGCAAGGGCAAGUACUCCAGGCACCGCACCACCAACGACGACCUACUACUACGCUUCAACCCCAAGGAUGAAUGGGUCGUGUGCAAGGUGCACCACAAAGGGGGCCGACAUGAUGCCAGCGCCGCCAAGAAGGGCGGCGGAGGAGGAGGAGGAGAGGAGCAGCAAUACUCGUCCGCCGCCGGAACGCCCAACGUCAGCUCCGUCGAGGCCGGCGGCGGCGGCGACGACGACGAGUUCCUCCUUGACUCCGUGCUGCUGGAUUACUCCAGCAGCUGCCACUUCAACUCCUCCGGUCCCACCGCUUGCACCUCAUCCAGCAGGAGCAGGAGCAUGCCGCCGCCCCGUCGUCACGCGCCGCCGGCAGACCAGCAGCAAGCAAUAAUGGUGGGAGGGAGCUACUACUACACUAGCUUGCACCACCACCACCAGGAAAUGGUCGCACCCACGAGGUUCGCCGCCGCCGCUGGUUUGCCGAGUGCGUGUGCGUCGGCGGCGGGCGCCGGAGCUGCGCAGCGUAGUUCCCAGCAGCAUGGUGUGCUGCAGCAGCAGAGGCUUCCCGCCGGGAACUACAACUACUACGACGACGGGGGAAACUACUACGCUGCAGGUUACCGUACAAGCCAGUACUGAUGCUGCUGAGAAUUUCAGUCGUGUUAGUAGAGAGUACUUGCUUAGCAGUUAACUGUUGUGCGUGGCAGUUUUGUUGGUUGCUUGAUCGAUUCAGUAGUUCGUUAUAGUACGUCUGCUAGCUAGGGAUUCCGUACGACGUUUUGCUUGCUUUGCUGGUGAGGAUUUUUAUAAUGUUCUCUUUGUU